AUUAAUUUCUGUGACAAAGUACACAAUCAUACUUAUUCUUUCCCUAAUCCGAUAAAGUGGGUCGGAUUCACAGGCAAAGAUGCAUCGCUUUGUGCUUCUAAAGUUUCUCCACUGUGAAGUGCAACUUUAUACCCACAGUGACGAAUGUUCUUCUAAUCAUCCUCUUCCACAUAAGUAUUUAAAUGUCAUCGGGCAGUUGGUUACGUCCGUUUUGGUCCAUUGGGCUAUCUGUAUUAGGAAUGCCGGCAUCACCUUAGGGUGACUGGGGUACACGUGAGUGCACGAAAACAGAGUAGGACUUCAGAGUAGAGUAGGAUAACUCAUCUUUCCACCUGUAUAGCAUAAUGAUAAUAAUAGACGCUGAAAGGCCCACGGCUGGAAGAUUUGUCACGCUGAUGAGACCGAUACGCAGGACGGCGUCAUAAGCAAGCCGCUUUGCACGAUUUCUACGAUCCCAGUGGGUGCUCUAAGUGAGACCCGCACGAUUGUACCAUCUUCGCUGAUAUUGUGGUCU
Molecule: messenger RNA, 514 nt
Organism: Fomitiporia mediterranea MF3/22
Lineage: Eukaryota; Fungi; Basidiomycota; Agaricomycetes; Hymenochaetales; Hymenochaetaceae
Exons: 2
Source: RefSeq, a predicted model, not a curated record